Messenger RNA from Zychaea mexicana, 2100 nucleotides. RefSeq lists its product as uncharacterized. NCBI's taxonomy places the organism in Eukaryota, Fungi, Mucoromycota, Mucoromycetes, Mucorales, Lichtheimiaceae. The record is from RefSeq and is a predicted model, not a curated record. The transcript is spliced from 4 exons. Bases 1 to 2100 code for a protein of 699 amino acids.
AUGAAUCAACUGGCUUGGGCUAUAUGCCGCGAUAGGCCUGAAGAAGCCACCAAUAAGCUGUUCCACAAAGUGCAGGAGUGGCAAGGAAAGCUCGGUAAGCCCCAGUCGAAACCUGCUGUGUCUGACAAGGCCCCCUCCGAUGCCAAUACCUCCACCGAUGCCAAUACCACGCCCGCAACCAAUAGUGCCAAACCGAAGAGACAAGCACGUUUAGUUCAAAGAGAGCUAGCUAUGUAUGAUCCGCUCAAUGUUACAGACGACGAUAACGAAGAGGAAGAAGAACAAGAAGGAGACGAGGAACAAGAGGGAAGCCCAGGCGUAACCGAGCAUGAACCUUCCAAUCGACGUAUACGUGCACUGACGUCCAUUAUCAAAAAGAUCCUUGAUACAACCAAAAAACAAGCAUCGACAAAGAUCAUUAAAGAGACGGCAUUCAAGGGAACUGUUCUCACUGAUAAGCAAUGCAGCGCUGCCGCAAAGAUUGCAAACGCUUUGCGCCCAUACUACUGCCCUGAAGAUCAAGAUGAUGAACAAGGUCCAGCUCCUGUGACAGUGCACCAGGCUGCUCCUUUGGCAUACAUUACGAACGCUAUCGUUGAUAUAAUUGUUCCUCAACAGCAUGUACUUGCCGUGGCACCCGAAGUCCACCCAAAUGACCACGCUAUCCAUCUAUCAGCCAGUGCUUUGUAUACGCUUGUCUCGGAAAAGUACGAGAUGCCAUGCCGCGCAACUGGAAAGACUGUCACCAGCAAGCGUCAAGCUGGAAUUGGUGAAGCUCGCCGCGAUGUGAUUGGAGCGUUUUUCUCUCUUUCAAAAAUAUACAAAGCACUGCAGACAAGGGAUCUGGUCUUCGCUUAUCGUCUGACGUUCGUGAACCGUCAUACAGUCCGCGUACUAGGUGUAUCUGGACAUGAAGGAAGUGACAGUGACCAUGCCCACGAUACCGAGAAAGCGCCCCAAGGAGGUCCCAGUAAUGAAAUGGACAUGGAUCUGGUAGAAGGGAGCGAGAAUGAGCGUAAACCUGGCAGUGUGCUCAGUGAUAUCUUCGUCGAUGACAAGGCUACUGGCAAAGGCAAGCAACCUAUGGCACCUACAGAGACAAAGGGAAAAGGCAAACAGGCGAUGGCACGUACGAACCCAAAGGGAAAAGGCAAAGCAGGGACAGGAAAGUCACGCAAGGCCCACAACAAAAGCAGACGGAAAAAGCGCAAAGCCAAGUCGUUGCCAUCGGACCGUCCCUCGAAAAAAAGAAACAAGAACAAGGACAGUUCGCCAACGAAGAAGGACACGGACGUAGAUGAUGAGAAAGAAGGUAUCAAAGCACAACGUAUCAAGGAGUUUGAAACAUGCGCAAAGCGGCUUGCUGCUGAAGUGGCAAAACUGCAGAAGCAAGGAAAUGCCGUUGAGAACGAACGUGCUGAUUUGGCAAACGCUUUUCGUCGCGAGUGGAAGAUGACCAAAUUGCGGAACCGUGAAAAGUAUGGUGAGCUGCAGAUGGUACGCAAGCAAGCAAAUUCUGUUAUUGCUCAGGUCGCUCAGAAACAAAGGCAAUUGGCCGACACCCGAUCGCAGCUGUAUUUGAUGCAACAGAAACCCAAGGCAGAACCAGCUGCACUCGAUAAGGAACAGCAACUACUACAAGAAAAAAUUGUUGAGAGCCUUGCUACAAACAAGAACGUUGGUGUUAUCGGCGUGGACCCAGGGCUUGUAGUAUCAGCAACUUCUAUCACCACUACUGCCAAAGAUCUGUACCAAACAAUUGUUCCGUACACCCGUCCCCAGCCAUCAUCAUCGCCAUCUUCCUCUUCAGCACCUGAAACAGCACCAGUACAGCCAUCAGAUCCGCCGUCUGUGGCGCACCCGCUACCUCCAGCACAGACUUAUACAGCUAAAAAGAAAAGAGCAGCUACGCUGGAAGCAGCUCACCAAACCAGACGGGAACAGCACAAGAAGAAGCAUGGCGACAAUACUAGUGAUCAAGACAGACGACAAAAAGAAGCUCGCACUAGGGACAUCCGACACGACGUCUUUCAUCGGAAACUUGCGUCAUCGUGGAGGGUCACUGUCGUGGUGCGAACGCCACCUUACAACAACAUUUAG